AUGGAUCGUUUCGGGGGAUAUGUUGGCUCCACAGCCUGGGCGGAAGAUGAUCUUCAGUGUGAAACCGCUAUUCGUAUCCCCGAGAGCAUUCCCAGAGAGCCGGGGUAUCCCGCAGUCAAGCUCUCAUCGAUAGUCUCGGCUAGUAUUCAGCAGACGCUCAUGGAUAAGGCGAAGCAUGCUACCUGGCGUAGACCUAGGGACGGGGAUUAUGCUCUUCUGUCCAGGAAUCCGGUCUUAUCUCAUGAGUCCGUCCGCUGUGUAAGGAUAAUCGGGUGGGAUAAGCAGUCUAUAGGCGUUCACCCUGAAUAUUGCGUCCCUUUAAAUGUGGAUUACGACGGGGAUGAGGUUAACGUUCAGAUUGUAGAUGGUCGGAAGUGUGAACAGGAGGCACGGUCGAGUAUAGAUGCUAACGUGUUGUCUAAGUUCUCGGAUGAAAAUGUUGAGAGGGUUCUCCGUGAGUUCAGGGGCAAGUUGACGGCCGAUUCUCUGGAAGUUUGCGACUUCAUGACGUUUUCCACGAUGAGUAUUACGCAGGCUGGUUCGAAGAGGCCUAACACGAGUCUCCAUAAGUUGUGUCGUUGCAAGGAUGAACUCUGGGAUAUAAUUGUUGAUGGCAUGGAUAACAUUCCUAAGGUCUAUCUGCGCAACCCGGUUUUCAUGUCACGUACAAAGGUUCCAAAGAGACACGAUAAAUGUAUGAAGCCGUCUGCGAUAUGCAAGUACGUACAUGACUUUCUCGCCGAAGGAGACUACGCAGCAGCAACAUACAUCAGCACAUCUUACACCUUAGCAAUCUACAGCAAAUGGGACGUCCUCCUUAUGGGCAGUCUAGAUUCUUUGGCAUCCCUCUUUCAGCACGUUGAGAUCCGCGAUAUAGACGAGGGCAAGAGCCAAAUAAUUGCCGCUGUACCUAGGGCGUAA
Messenger RNA from Peronospora belbahrii, 921 nucleotides. NCBI's taxonomy places the organism in Eukaryota, Oomycota, Peronosporomycetes, Peronosporales, Peronosporaceae. The record is from the annotation of a GenBank genome assembly.